UCUACACUGACGCAUUCUAAACAACACUUAAGUUUAUAAUCAAAGCGUUUUUUUUGUGUUUUCUUCUCUGCAAUUUGUUUCCAAACUAAAAAUUACACUGUGAAUAUGAGGUAAAUUCUAUAUUACUCAAAACAUCAGUAUUACUUCAGGAAUAUUAGAUAUAAUUAAAUAUUCAAGAGCUGUUUAUGACCUUUUUGUCGAUUUAUUUUCGCCAGAAUUAAAUGUCUGCUAUGAUGUAUCAUAACGGUCCUCGAUCGAGUACCUCGCAACUAAACGGCAACAACAACAACGGUCGUAGACCACCGAAUUUCACACGUAUAAAUUCCACCGAACGAUCCAUGGUUCACGGCCAGCACGACGACUUGAUUAAAUAUAUAUCCGAUUCGUGGUCGAAGAUCGAGAUGGAGAGGAGUGCCAACGGCGCGUCCUAUUACGAAGAGGACACGUCUACUCAGUUAAAGGACUUUCGACCGUUCGAUUUGGACGGUUUUUGGGGCAGAAGGAGACAAACGAGCACCGGGAAACAUUAGUCCCGACAGCGUACUUGUCACUCGAAGUGACUGGUAUGAGUGCGUGUGCGAUUUAUUAAGGUGCAGGGUACCGAAGAUGCGGACGAAUGAUGUAGGUUUUUUUUUGUGCUAGUGUAGAUAACUAAAGGACGAUUCGAAAAGCGACGUUACCGUCAUUAUCAUUUCGUUUGUAUUGGAGUAUUAGCAUUUAGUGUUUGUAUUGAUUGUAAUUACGUUAGGCUUAAAAAAUGUAUCAUUUUUUAUUAAAGGUAAUGACUUCUUUUUGA
Messenger RNA from Phyllotreta striolata, 796 nucleotides. The record is from the annotation of a GenBank genome assembly. Lineage: Eukaryota; Metazoa; Arthropoda; Insecta; Coleoptera; Chrysomelidae.